This is a messenger RNA of Owenia fusiformis, 1492 nucleotides long. The record is from the annotation of a GenBank genome assembly. NCBI's taxonomy places the organism in Eukaryota, Metazoa, Annelida, Polychaeta, Sabellida, Oweniidae.
CGGGAUAAACUUUGACCUACUUCGAAAAAUGAGCGAAAUUUUAACAAAUUCCAAUAAAAACGCUUGUAUGCCAGUAAAUCUAGCAAUGGUGGCUCCAAAAGUCAGUUCUCGAAAUAGUGAACGAUCUGAUGCUGGAUCGGAAGGUGAUAUUGAGCUGGGAAUAGGUCAACAUUAUCUCGUACAGCGGUCAGACAAUACAUGGCAUGAGGCAGAGAUUGUUCAGAUGCGUGCAAGUGACGAUGACCCGGCUAAGAAUGUGUUCUAUGUACAUUAUGAAGGGUUUAAUAGACGUUUAGAUGAAUGGGUUGAGGCUGACCGUUUCAACCUCUCUCAAAAGAUUGAAGACACACAGCAGAAAGGAGAGAGUGGGCAACCAUUGUUGACAGACUUUGCUGAUGGCACUGACAGAAAGAUAACACGUAAUCAGAAGCGUAAGCACGAUGAGAUUAAUCAUGUACAGAAAUCAUAUGCUGAGAUGGACCCCACAACUGCAGCGCUAGAGAAAGAGCAUGAAGCUCUUACGAAAGUGAAAUACAUUGACAAGGUCCAGAUCGGCAAAUAUGAAAUUGAUGCCUGGUAUUUCUCACCCUACCCCGAGGAGUAUGGAAAAGCCCCUAAGCUGUGGAUUUGUGAAUAUUGUCUAAAAUAUAUGCGCCUGGAAAAGAGCUUCAGAUAUCAUCAGAGUCAGUGUACAUGGCGACACCCACCAGGGAAGGAGAUCUACAGAAAAGGUUCCCUGUCAGUGUUUGAAGUUGAUGGAAAGGACCAUAAGAUAUACUGCCAAACCCUGUGCCUGUUAGCGAAAUUGUUCCUUGACCACAAGACGUUAUACUUUGAUGUGGAGCCAUUUCUUUUUUACAUUAUGACAGAGGUUGACCGUCACGGAUGUCACAUGGUGGGCUAUUUCUCAAAGGAGAAGGAGUCUCCAGAUGGUAACAACCUGGCCUGUAUUCUCACUCUACCACCAUUCCAGAGGAAAGGCUAUGGGAAAUUUCUUAUUGCAUUUAGUUAUGAAUUGUCCAAAAUAGAACAAGUUGUUGGGUCUCCAGAAAAGCCUCUAUCUGAUUUGGGAAAGUUGAGUUACAGAAGCUAUUGGUCUUGGGUUCUCCUGGAGAUACUUCGUGAUUUUAGAGGGAAUCUGUCAAUUAAAGACCUAAGUGAGAUGACCAGUAUAACGCAAACAGACAUCAUUGGAACACUACAAUCUAUGAACCUUGUGAAAUAUUGGAAAGGACAGUAUGUUAUCUGCAUCACACCAAAACUUGUUGAAGAACAUUUGAAGAGUGCACAAUACAAAAGGCCGUUAAUCUCAGUAGAUGGGGAGUGUCUAAGAUGGGCACCACCCAAAAAAGUCCCGAAAAUAUUCCUUAAAAAAUAAAUUGGAAUGUCAUGCCCUUGUACAUGUACCUAGAGCCUUGACAUUUUGAAUAUAGUAAUGCACUCAUUUUCAGACUCAAUAUUUAGAUUAAGGAACUAUUGCCUAACUAUCUCA